This is a messenger RNA of Copidosoma floridanum, 546 nucleotides long. RefSeq lists its product as uncharacterized. NCBI's taxonomy places the organism in Eukaryota, Metazoa, Arthropoda, Insecta, Hymenoptera, Encyrtidae. The record is from RefSeq and is a predicted model, not a curated record. Gene Ontology annotation, molecular function: odorant binding.
UUCAGGAUUCCCAAGAGUCACUGUGGACAACCGAGGCAGUUUGUCGAGCUCGGUCGAUGAUAUUUUGCACAUGUACGAGAAAGACUGCGCGCAAAAGACUGGAACCAACAGUUCAUCGAUUGAGCUUGCAAGGAAACAUAGGAAAAUUCCAGACAAUGGAGAAUUGGAUUUAUUUGCAGUUUGUAUGUUGAAGAAAUUUAAUAUUAUGGAUAAGGAGGGCAACGUUCAAAAUCAAGCGUACAAAAUAUUUAGCGACAACGUUUAUAUCUCUCAAAUAUCAGACAAAUGCAAAGUAAUGCGUGGUCAAGACGUCGGUGAAACUGCACGGAAAAUAAUGAACUGUUUUCAACAGGCAAACGAAAUUAUGCUGGCUCUGAAGUCUUGGCCAAAUAAAGACACAGGAUAUAUUUUUAAUACUUAAAAAUCAAUUUAAAAUUGAUUAAAAAAUAACAUUUAUUUAUUUGUAUUGACAUUUCUUUUUGAGACUGGUAAUUAUAUUAAUUGAAAUAUAAUUAGUCUGUGACGGAUAUUUAAAAAAAAAUUAAG